CUUUACUGAACUGGAGAUCCCACUGCGCUUUACUGCUCUCUAAACUCAGCUCUACAACUCACCUCUACACCUUCACCAGUGGCUCUACUGUGAGUCGCUGGUGAUCCACACAACACCGUUCCACUUUAACUGACCUUCAUCCAGACAGAGUUCCGUUUCAUCCAGAUCUACACCAACAGGUUCAUCCACUUCCUACACCACACACUUUCUACACUAUACACUUUACACACCACACACUUUACACACCACACACUUCCUACACCACACACUUUCUACACUAUACACUUUACACACCACACUCUUUCUACACCACACACUCACACUCACUUUUACCACUUUCAUCAUCAACAUGGCCAUCUCACUGAAGCAUGUUCAGCAUGUCUUCCGUGGAGAGGAGGAGAAGAAGACCCAGGGAAGGAAGAGGCCCAGGUCUCCGCAGACACAUGAUCCUGCAUCUCCUGAAGAACCGGCAGCGAAGAGGAGGAAGAUUUUCACUGUUGCUCUUACUCACAGGAUGUUCAUCAGGAAUGCCUUUUGUCCCCAGCUGCUGCGUUUGGUAGGAGAGUUUUUGUGUCGCCGCUGUCGACUCAUCAAGGCUCUUUCUCCAAAUGUUCCAUCGUUCUGGGUACACAAAGUGGACAUGGCGCUGACCGUGGCCAGAGCUCAGUGGGAGUCCUUCAUCUGCUCGGGCACCGUGGUCUUUCUUUACAUGUUGUGCCGUGACACUGUCUCAGCGGAGGUGGCCAGCGUGGAGGAACUGCAUGCGGUUUUUCUCACCUGCCUGUAUGUAUCAUAUGCAUACAUUGGCCCUGAGGUAGGCUAUCCAGCAAGGCAUUUCAUCAGGGAGGACAACAGGCAGGCAUUUUGGAAGCGCGCCUUAAACAUCGCCACGCGCAUGAGCCAGAAGAUGCUGCAGAUCAACAUCUCGCCAUCUGUCUUCGCCCAGGUCAUUUCUGACCUGAAGAACAGGACGGACCAUUGAAGGAUUGGAAUUAAAAAGAAAAAAAAAACUAGCAAUUUUAACUUUUAAUAUUUAUAUUUUACUAUCAAGUCACGUAUUAGAAAACACAUUUUACUAUAAAAUAAUUUCUAUUACUACUAGGAAUAAAGACAGCAAGUGUAACAUAGUAUUAGGCAAGGAAACUAAACAAAUAAAAACUAAAAUAAGAAAUAACAAAACGAGUAGAUUACACUAUCAAAUACAAACAAAAUAGAAAUACCAACCAAUAAUUAUUAGGAGAAGAUCCAAAUUAAAUCACAUUAGCAGGACACCUGGACAGAACCGGACCUAGCUUGGGAAACUAGAAAGAAAUUGACAAACUGGACAGAUGUCAGGGCAGGAAACUUCCAAACACAUCCAGUUGUCCAGUGAAGUGUCGUUAGGGACAGUUCAUAAAGCUGCAGUGUCUGGCUUCAUGUGUUUUGGAGGCAGCACAUGAUGGCAUUCACUGCUCCAGCUUGGGGGCAGCAUAUGUGGUGGGAGAGGAACUGCUGCUGCAGGAAAUUUAGAUUUGUGAAGGACAGACAGAUAGAAUAGGAAAAAGACUGAUUGACACAGGGAGGCUCCAAGAUCAGAACAGGGACGCUAACAUAGAUAGAAACAUGGGCAGUGAUGAAACAGACUGGAUACUAGAAGUGGACAUCAAAUGAGGACAAGACACACAGACAGGAUAAACAAUGGCUAUAUAUGUUUUUAUUAUAUAUUUAUUUGUGCUGUCCCGUGUCGACCAGAGGAGGACUGGUUCCCCUUUUGAGUCUUUGUUCCUCUCAAGGUUUCUUCCUCCUGAUCUGAGGGAGUUUUCCUUGCUACUGUCGCCACUGGCUUGCUCAAAAGGGGCUCGGACACGGAAAUAGCUAUUUAGGUUUAUUUAAAUAGAAAUUAAUAUUAGUCCUGAUCAGUAUGAAAAUGUCGGGACAAUAAAAACUUUCAGUAAUCAAUAACAUUUGCUAGUAUAAUUUUGGAUUUAUGUUAGAUUUUAAUUUUAUAUUUCAACACUGAAAUGCAGAGCACCUUUAUGACCAAUAUGGUUGCCAGUUUUGUCACUUUUAUGAACUCUAAUAAAUAAUCUUAUAUAAUAUUAUUUCAUUUUCAAAUGUUCAUGAAUCUUUAUAUAAAUUAAUAAUAAUUGUUAUAUCAAAAUAAAAUUUUAGCAAACAGUGAAAUUGUGAACUUUAUUUGCAGGACACUUGUCAGGACCGGAUCAGGCUAUAUAGUCUAGAUGGAAACAGGGGUCCACGAGCACAUAGUAGAUUUUUUUUCGCCACCUGUUUUUUCUUAAUCUUUGAAGUGUCUAUUUUAAGGUUCUGACAGGUAACAGGAUGAAAUAUUGUCCCAUGACAUUUAUUUUUAACCCUUUAAUGCAUCUAUGCUAAUUCCGAACCGGAAAAAAAUAUGAAGAAAAUGGCAUAUCUCCUUGAGUUAACAACCUAUACAGACAAAUGAGCACACUUUUCCAUACAAUUCUGGGCCAAGGAAUUUAACGGAAUGGUUAUUUUUAAGUUUUUUACACAUUUUGACAUAAUUUUGGGACAAAAAUAUAAAGAAAUAGCAAAAAAUGUAAAUUUGCCUGUAUGUUUUCACAUUACACUAAAAUCAUGUGCAUUAAAUAAAAACA
Astyanax mexicanus (Mexican tetra) is the source of this 2615-nucleotide messenger RNA. Its product is annotated as cyclin-dependent kinase 5 activator 1-like. Gene Ontology annotation, cellular component: protein kinase 5 complex; cytoplasm. Gene Ontology annotation, biological process: brain development; activation of protein kinase activity; positive regulation of cyclin-dependent protein serine/threonine kinase activity. Bases 350 to 982 code for a protein of 210 amino acids. Lineage: Eukaryota; Metazoa; Chordata; Actinopteri; Characiformes; Acestrorhamphidae. The transcript is spliced from 2 exons. Gene Ontology annotation, molecular function: protein kinase binding; cyclin-dependent protein serine/threonine kinase activator activity. The record is from RefSeq and is a predicted model, not a curated record.